Molecule: messenger RNA, 903 nt
Organism: Olea europaea var. sylvestris
Lineage: Eukaryota; Viridiplantae; Streptophyta; Magnoliopsida; Lamiales; Oleaceae
Product: cancer-related nucleoside-triphosphatase homolog
Exons: 6
Coding region: 64-642 (192 amino acids)
Molecular function (GO): ATP hydrolysis activity
Source: RefSeq, a predicted model, not a curated record
AUUUCCUAAAUUAUAUUUCUGGAAGAGAGUUUGAGAGUUAACAAGGAAGACAGAAAAUCAGAAAUGGCUGCUCCAGGAAAAUGCUUUCUCGUCUCUGGACCUCCCGGAGUGGGCAAAACAACUUUGAUAAUCCGAGUGCUGGAGAGCCUUAAACAAUCUAAUCCCAGCUUAAAGGUCCAAGGCUUCUACACUCGCGAGGUGAGAGAAGGUGCAGAAAGGAUAGGCUUUGAAGUUGUUACUCUCGAUGGUCGUAAGGGUCUUCUUUCUUCCACCAAAAUUUCUAGCCCGGAGUCUCAUAGGUGGCCCACAGUGGGGAGGUACAGAGUUGACAUAGCAUCGUUUGAGUCAUUAGCAGUACCUGAAUUACAGGUUAAGGAAGAUACCGAUCUGUUUAUCAUUGAUGAAGUUGGUAAGAUGGAGCUGUUCAGUUCAUCAUUCUUCCCUGCUGUAUUAAGAGUGCUUGAAUCAAAUAUCCCACUGUUGGCUUCUGUCCCCAUCCCAAAGUCAGGCAGAGAUAUACCUGGAGUUGCUAGGUUGAAAAACCAUCCAGGAGCUAGCCUUUAUACAUUGAACACAACCAACAGGGAUGCUAUGAAGGAGCAAAUUUAUUCCCAUUUGAUAGACAUACUACAAAAUCAUUAGAUCUUGUUGAGGUAUGAUAGUCGAGCUUAAGCUGUCGAUUCAGCAAGAAGGGUCCUGUGCCUUUUUACAAAAAAUUGUGGUCCUUGCCAUUUCCCCUCUGGGAACAUUUUGUUAUAUUAGAUAGUAACUUUUAUCCAAUGACAUGCAGUGAUAUGUUUGAUAUUGGGUUUAAUUUUGUAAUAUUGUCCAAAAGAGGUACAAUUUUACUUCUUCAUUUUGGUUGUUAACUGGCAGGCUAAAUCAAGUGUUCGCAUUUUACUA